GGGAGCGCGCGGCCGACACAGAGACAGCACUAGAGAGAGGGUGGUAGAGACAGCUCGGGAGAGCGCUACAGUCAGAGCGGCAGAGACAGCUAGGGAGUGGCAGCCAGGGGAGGGGGAAAAAAAAGGAGCGAAGAAGGCAGCUCGUAAAAGGGACAAGGGUAAUAGAGGGAGAGGCUACCAGGUAAUGAGAGAGACAGCCAAAGCAGGGAAGAGACAGGCUGGGAGAGAGGUCAGUCUAGGGAGAACCAGUGUGACAAGUGACAUUAAUCACUGGACAGGAGGUAAAGACACAGGUGGGGAGAAGUAGCUGUCAUAGAGACAGGCUAUGACAUAAAGAGAGAGCCAGCGAGCCACAAAGAGACUGUCACUGGACAACUAUUGAUUACCUUAAGGCACUGGCAUGCUUGGUAAGAGACAGUCAGACACUGAGUGAGAGAGACAGUCUGUGUGAACCAAGAGAGAGCAGUGAAGAAGAAAGGUAGGAGCUCACACUGAGAGCUUUUCUAAGACAGCUUGGUAAAGGCCUGGGCUGUGAGACAGCUUCAUAUCUGUUACAUUGUAAUCCAGGGUUUUGGGGUAUCCAAAGAAGCAGGAAAUGAAGAGCAAGUGACAGAAGAGUGACUGCACGUUUUCCAUCUACCCAGCCACCUAACCAGACUUCAUCAGGCAGAAGGCACCAUGUCAGCCCCCCGGGUCCAGAACAAGCUGUCCAGCACAGAGCGCGCCGUCAGAGCUGUACCUUUCCCACCUACCCGUCGCCUGUCCAUGAAUGAAGUGUUUGUAGAUGGACGCCCUCAGUUAGAGACUUUGAAAAAUCACCUAGCCAAAGAGGGACGGUUAGAGGAGGAAGUUGCCCUGCGCAUUAUUCGAGACGGAGCUGCAAUCCUGCGACAUGAGAAGACCAUGCUUGAGGUGGAGGCCCCCAUCACAGUUUGUGGUGAUAUUCAUGGGCAAUUUUUUGAUCUUAUGAAGCUUUUUGAAGUUGGGGGUUCUCCCCAUACCACACGUUACCUCUUCUUGGGGGACUAUGUGGAUCGAGGCUACUUCAGUAUAGAGUGUGUUCUAUACCUCUGGAGCCUGAAAAUUAUUCACCCCAAAACCCUGUUUCUUCUGCGAGGGAACCAUGAGUGCCGACACUUAACAGAGUACUUCACCUUCAAGCAAGAAUGUAAGAUUAAGUAUUCAGAGCGAGUGUAUGACUCGUGCAUGGAUGCCUUUGACUGUCUUCCACUGGCAGCUCUUCUCAACCAGCAGUUUCUAUGUGUACAUGGUGGACUGUCGCCUGAAAUCACUUGCCUGGAUGACAUCAGGAAGUUAGACAGAUUUAAGGAACCCCCCGCCUUUGGCCCCAUGUGUGACUUGCUGUGGUCCGAUCCAGCUGAAGAUUAUGGAAAUGAGAAAACGCUAGAGCACUUUACUCACAACACAGUGCGCGGUUGCUCGUAUUUCUAUAGCUAUCCUGCUGUCUGUGAAUUUCUCCAGAGCAACAAUCUCCUGUCGGUUAUUCGAGCUCAUGAAGCGCAGGAUGCUGGGUACCGCAUGUACCGUAAGAGUCAGACCACUGGCUUCCCCUCUCUCAUCACCAUCUUCUCUGCACCAAAUUAUCUUGAUGUGUACAACAAUAAAGCUGCAGUGUUGAAAUACGAAAAUAAUGUAAUGAAUAUUCGUCAGUUUAACUGCUCUCCGCACCCUUAUUGGUUGCCAAACUUCAUGGAUGUAUUCACCUGGUCCUUGCCCUUUGUAGGGGAGAAAGUUACCGAGAUGCUGGUGAACAUUCUAAGCAUCUGCUCAGAUGACGAGCUUAUCUCUGAUGGGGAAGACCCCUUGGAAAGUGGUGCUUCUGUGCGUAAGGAGAUUAUUAGAAACAAGAUCAGAGCAAUUGGGAAGAUGGCACGUGUUUUCUCUGUACUCAGGGAAGAGAGUGAGAGUGUACUAACACUGAAAGGACUGACACCCACAGGAACACUGCCCCAAGGCGUGCUGUCAGGAGGGAGACAGACUCUACAAAGCGCCACAGAAGAAGCGGUCGAGGCUCAGGAGGUGCGAGGAUUCUCUCCCCAGCACAAGAUUCGCAGCUUUGAAGAAGCCCGAGGUUUAGAUCGCAUCAAUGAACGCAUGCCCCCAAGACGUCCCUCAUCUCCCCAGGACUCCAACAUCAUCUCCACCGACAAGAACAGCACCAACAAAAACCCACAGUGACAGGCCUGUCAGUGGCUGCUGUAGCAUUUGGCACAACUCUCUCCCACCACCUCCAUGAAAACUGCGUGUCUGAGGGCAGGACUCUCAAAACCAGACCGACCGACACAGAGUGCAGAUGCGCGCGCACACACACACACACACACACACACACAAAGAAAGUACAGAGGUAUACUUGAUAUGCAUAUGCAGGAAGAUGUGCAUAAAUGCAAGAUAGGAACAUACAAAGUGAGCAGCUGUAUAGUGAGGCAAAUAGAAGUGCCCGGUUAUGAAGGAAUGAGACAUGCAUAUAAUGUAUAUACAGACACAGGCACAAAGGGUUUAAUGUGGAGGACUCAGACAUGGGUUAUGGAAAUUGAAAUAUAGAGAUUGGUACCAUUCGCAUCAUGAGAAUAAUUAACAAUCAUUUGGUGGAAAUCAAGGGCACUGACUGGGACACACAAGUAAAGAUUGGUUCAGGCACCAGUGUGUAUAUACACAAACACUGCGAACCACAGGUAAAUAUACAUUGUGAGCACACAUACAUUGAGACAAACACUCAUCACACACACUCACAACCGAUAACACAAUACACAGGGCUGGCCUGUCCUGCAGUUUGUAUUCUCUUUGUAAAUGUUAUUUGCGUUCUAUAUAUAUAUAUAUUUAUACAUGUGUAAUAUAAAGACCCUGUUUUUUAAUGUAGGGUUUGUCUAGCGGCAGCUGCUGCAGUAUUGUACCAUAAUCUGGGGCCAACUCCCAGCCCUCGCACCCUUGUUCCCUCUACAGGUGCACAUGUCAGCACAAAAAAAAAAAACAGUUAAAUGACAUGCAGUUUAAACAGGUCAAAGAAGUUCCUUAAAGAAUCCAUUGCAGGCCUGAUAUUUACAUAGUACAAGGUAGCCUUCAUAGCACAGAGGUAUAGAUAUCUUUGUGAGUAUGUGUGUUCCUGAACAUAUACGGAGUGCUGCAGAACAUUGUGCUGCAUAUAUACCCACAUACAACUAGCUUUGUCCAUGUCCAAGGAAUGUGCACUGUAUUGCUGUACAGUACAUUGUCACAACCCAGUGGCACACAAUGAAAUUCACUUAACUUCAGUAAUACAGACUUCCCCAUAUGUAAUUAUAACAAUUCUAAACCAUACUCCUUGCACACAUUAAGCUGCACGCACAUAAUCCUCUGUACAUGAGGUUGGUUUGCGGAGCUUAGAUCUGCACAUCGAAUUCUUUGUACAGGUCAUGCUCUACAUAACACCAAGCAGUCAAGCAAACAUGAUUCACUUUAAAUGGUUUGACCUGGGCCAGAUAGAUGCCUGAAUGCGUGGUCUUUGCAAGAGAGGCCUGCAUCCAUAUGGCACUUUUGCUUUCACCCCCAUUAUUUAAUAUAAUGGGGAUAGGUCCCUUUUAAAACCUGAUCUUGUAUACAAGUGGAAGUGGUGGGAGUUGCAAUAUGGUCCAUCUACCUACUCCCAGAUCAUAACCACACAAAUCCCUUGACGGACCACUCUUGUUUUAAGAGGGUUACAUUUUAGGGCUAUGAAUACAUAAAACCUUUGUACAACAAGGGCUUGAGGUAACACAAAGUUGUAACUUCAUUAUGGCACAGAUACUGGGUUACCGACAGGUAUUAUCCACACCUAAAAGGGUGAGGGACUAGUUCUGCCAUGGCAAUAAGGCACUCAGGAGCUGGGUUACCCUCUGACAAUCUCAUUUUUUUCACCAUCUUUGCAGGGUCACCAAAGGCAUCAAAGGAGACAUGUUAAUCAGAGUAAAGAAGGGUUGGAGUGCCUACUCUGAUGGAAACAAAUUUUCUUUUUGUCUUUCUGUUGAGAAAUAGCACAAAAAUUUACAUUUUCUUUGCUGUCCUUACCCUUGUUUAAGUUUUAUUUUGAACAUUAAUUUAUAUCUUUAAUGUUAUAAUCUGGGGGAGGUGGAAGAUGAGCCCUUUUCUCUCCUCCCCGUCAUCAUCUUCUACUUUCCAUGAAAUUUAUUAUUUGCCGAGUUGUCUUGUAUUAAAAAAAACAAAAAAAAAAAACUAAAACGUUUUUUAAAAAAAAAUGUAAAAAAAAAAAGUAUGCUGAUUUUUUUUUUUUCCCCCCCCAAAGAAUUAUGGGAGAAAACAAAUGUUCCGAUUAAACGGCAAACUAGUUAACAUA
This is a messenger RNA of Pelobates fuscus (common spadefoot toad), 4327 nucleotides long. RefSeq names its product protein phosphatase 3 catalytic subunit gamma (gene PPP3CC). Gene Ontology annotation, cellular component: cytoplasm; calcineurin complex. The transcript is spliced from 14 exons. NCBI's taxonomy places the organism in Eukaryota, Metazoa, Chordata, Amphibia, Anura, Pelobatidae. Gene Ontology annotation, molecular function: calmodulin-dependent protein phosphatase activity; calmodulin binding. Gene Ontology annotation, biological process: calcineurin-mediated signaling. Bases 679 to 2199 code for a protein of 506 amino acids. The record is from RefSeq and is a predicted model, not a curated record.